AUGCCUACCAUAGUCAUUCUUCUACUUGUACUGGCCAUCUCGGCUCAAGCCCAAUGGAGUAUUCCUAUGGGUGGUUCGAACUUCAAUCCUAUGCUGGCAGGCGGCCAAAUCCAGCCAGCGGGCGGGCUAGGCGGACUUUAUGGAUCUCCCCUCUCGAACCAACAAGCGAAUCAGCUGACCGCAGAGCUUGCACCUCAAUUCGCCCAGUUUGGAACUCAAUAUCAAGGAUACGGUGGCCAGAACAGCGCUAUGGACCAGUACCGAAACGGUCAGAUUAUUCCCAACAUGGGCAUGAAUACCGCACGGCUGUUCCCUCAAAACCCAUAUGGCCUACAACCGAUUGGCUAUGCAAAUCAACCACGGCCCAUUCAACAGCUCAGUCAUCAACCGGGUGCUUUUGGCCCACAUAGUGCCAUCCAAGGAGGACCAGUUGGCCCAACUGGUUAUGGUGGCGCUUUACAGACGACAGAAUACGAUCAGUUUCAAGGAGAUGACUUCAUGGGAACAAUAGAAAAGCCGGCAUCUCUUCCGCCUAAUUCCGAUCCCGUGAGGGUCAUUCCGCCUUUCAUGAAAGGACAAAGCAAAGAAGAUCAGGACAAGUUUUAUGCGAUCGUACAGAACCCAACGUGGUCGGGUGCAGAAAAGAGCGCGAAAAUCGAAGAGCUCCAAACACGAUGCAAUAGGCAAAGAGCUUCGUCCGGCGAUCUCUCCGCUAAGCGACAAAGGGUCCACGAAGCGGUGGCGGCUAUGUCACCGGAAGCUCAACAGCAGUUUCAAAAGGUAUCGGCACUGAUGACGAAUCCACGUAUUCCCGAACAAGAACGCCUACAGAAAAUCGAAGAUCUGUACUCAAAGAUCCCGGACUCAGUGAAGCAGGAAUUUGAUGCCAAAUUCACCAACUUGUAG
Molecule: messenger RNA, 906 nt
Organism: Cooperia oncophora
Lineage: Eukaryota; Metazoa; Nematoda; Chromadorea; Rhabditida; Trichostrongylidae
Source: the annotation of a GenBank genome assembly